Molecule: messenger RNA, 1215 nt
Organism: Aspergillus viridinutans
Lineage: Eukaryota; Fungi; Ascomycota; Eurotiomycetes; Eurotiales; Aspergillaceae
Product: ESCO family N-acetyltransferase
Exons: 2
Coding region: 1-1215 (404 amino acids)
Biological process (GO): mitotic sister chromatid cohesion
Cellular component (GO): chromatin; nucleus
Molecular function (GO): protein-lysine-acetyltransferase activity
Source: RefSeq, a predicted model, not a curated record
AUGCCGUGGACUGUAACAAAUUCAUUCAAGCGAGGACUCAUGAAAACUUACGGAAGAUCUCUAUGGCGCGUCUAUGACGACGACGAUAAUGGCCCUGCCGCGAAGAAGCGACGCGUCGAGGCGGGCAACGAGUCCGACGACGCGGAAAACAGUCUUCAAUAUGCUAUUCGCGAGUCUUCAGCUGCCAUUUUAUCGAGCCCGUCGCGUCGCAAUUCAGUAGUUCUCUCGGAGGGGACGCAUGACGAUGACUUGUCCACCCCUCCAUCAUCGCCGCCUCCCAGAUUGACCCCUCCCCCGGCAAACACGAGAAAACCCGCUUUUUCAUUUCUGAAGCGCAAGCAAUCAUCGACGAAAGAUGCGAGCAAUGGCUCCCCGCUCACCGAAGUCAAUUCCAACAGUGUGCGGUCGUCGGUCGAUCCCCCCAAGAAGAAGGCGGCGCAGUCGCAACCACCCGUGUUGAAACAGAUGCAGAUUGAUCUGGGCCACGAAGUCAGAAAAACCUGUGCUACCUGUGGGAUGGAGUACGUGCCCUCCAAUGCGGAGGACGCGGCGCUUCACAAGAAGUUUCACGACAUGAACUCGACCGGUGUGGAUUUGGGGAAGGCUUUUAUGAGGGCGAACGCAUGCCGCUGGGUUUACGAAGCCACUCGGUUCGACGAAGGUUACGUUGUUAUUGUGGAUCGCAAGGCUUCUCCGACCGUGAAGAAUCAGGCCAAGAAGGUUCUGGAAGUGAUCAGCAAGGAGUUGUCUGCGCCUGAAAUCUCAGACGAUGUCUUAUGGAGCCAAACGGAGCCGCCAGAACAUCUGCGGAAGAACGGUGCAGAGGAGAAAGUGGAUCGCUACAAGGUGUUUCUGCACAUGAAGGACAGCCGGUGCGUGGGAGCAUGUCUCACUGAGCGUAUCUGGGAAUCACGGCCCGUGGAGUGCUCGACACCAGCUCAAAAUGGAGCCGAUCAGCCGACCGACUCUGCGAUUACCGUCCGGGACGAGGUGCACCCCGCUAUCGUGGGUAUCUCGCGCAUUUGGACAUCGGGCUCAUCUCGAAGGCGAGGAAUCGCCAUGGAUCUUCUUGAUUGCGUUGUGACCAACUUUAUCUAUGGGAUGGAGAUUCCCAAGGAGCAGGUUGCUUUUAGCCAACCGACAGCGAGUGGGAAUCGUUUAGCACAGGCCUUCUUCGGGCCAGGAGUCCAGUGGCAUGUCUACAACGAAAGCUAA